AUGAAAAUAUUUAAUUUUCGUUUAACAUUAUUUGCAAUUAAUUAUUAUUUGACUACAUUUUCCGGAUGUCUGAACAAUAAUUUGGCAUUAACACCGCCGAUGGGUUGGUCGGCAUGGAAUAGAUUUCGUUGCAACACGGAUUGUAAAAAUUUUCCGAAAGAAUGUAUCAGUGAAUGGUUGUUUCGAGACAUGGCCGAUAAAAUGUUGGAGGACGGUUAUCUAUCAGCGGGUUAUCAGUACAUAUUGAUAGACGAUUGUUGGAUGUCUAAAAGACGUGACAAGAACAAUCGUCUGACACCGGAUGCGCAAAGAUUUCCAAGCGGUUUAAAAAAUUUAUCUGAUUACAUUCACGAGAAAGGAUUAAAAUUUGGCAUAUAUGCGGAUUACGGUAAGAAAACAUGCGAAGGUUAUCCGGGAACGUUAGAAAUAAACAUGGCGACAGAUGCGAAAACGUUUGUUGAAUGGGGAGUCGAUUUUAUUAAACUUGACGGAUGUUUUACGGAUCCCCUCGACAUGGAAUUGGGUUUUAUCAAUUUCGGUUAUUGGAUGUGGAAAAUGGGUAGGCCUAUGGUAUACGCAUGCAGUUGGCCGAUUUAUCAAAAUUAUAUGGGAAUUUCGCCGAAUUACACCCUAGCAGCAAAAGUUUGUAAUUCCUGGAGAGUUUAUAAAGAUAUACAAGAUUCUUGGAGCAGCGUUAGAGAUGUUAUUACUUAUUUUGGAGAAUUUCAAGAUAUUUUUUCUAAUUUUGGAGGACCUGGACACUGGAACGAUCCAGAUUCUUUAAUAAUUGGUAAUUUCGGUUUGAGUUACGAACAAGCAAAAGUUCAAAUGGUUAUAUGGUCGAUACUUUCGGCUCCUUUAAUUAUGUCUCACGACUUGAGAAACGCUCAUCCUAAUUUUCGUAACAUUUUACUUAAUACGGCCCUUAUUAGUAUUAAUCAAGAUCCCCUUGGAAUACAGGGAAGAAGAAUAUUUAUCGACAAAAAGAAAAAAUACGAAGUAUGGACAAAAGCUGUUGUUCCUGUCGAAUGCAAUAUAUUUUCAUGGAUUAUCGCUCUUUUAAAUGUAAACGACGAAGGAGAACCGUCAACGGUUGUUUUCCCAUUGAAAUAUACAAAAUUAAGAGGAAAAUUUCGUUGUUACGAUAUAGAAAACGUUUUGGAACCGGAUGAAGUCAUUGAAUUUACAAAUAAACGUGAAUUAGUCACGAGAAUACCACCCUUGGAAAACUUUUUUGUUGUUUUAUUAUUAUUAUUGUCGUGUCUUUAG
This is a messenger RNA of Pediculus humanus corporis (human body louse), 1269 nucleotides long. RefSeq names its product alpha-N-acetylgalactosaminidase, putative. The coding region runs from base 1 to 1269 and encodes 422 amino acids. Gene Ontology annotation, molecular function: alpha-galactosidase activity. Gene Ontology annotation, cellular component: cytoplasm. The record is from RefSeq and is a predicted model, not a curated record. The transcript is spliced from 7 exons. NCBI's taxonomy places the organism in Eukaryota, Metazoa, Arthropoda, Insecta, Psocodea, Pediculidae. Gene Ontology annotation, biological process: glycosylceramide catabolic process; glycoside catabolic process; oligosaccharide metabolic process.